CAAUUUGUAGCAAAAGCAACUGUGCAUUCAAUUCAAAUUAAGGAAGAUGUGGUCUGCUAAGAAGUGGAAAUCAGCACUUCAGGCUUUAUCAUUUCUACUAGUACUCUUCCUUCAUCGCCAAGCUUCAGCCGAUUAUAAUUGGGUCGUGAAAGAAUCCACAUAUACAAGGCUGUGCAGCACCAAGUCAAUAUUGACAGUUAAUGGAAAAUUUCCGGGACCAGUUUUACGAGCUUAUGCAGGAGAUAUUGUCUAUGUCAAUGUUCAUAACAGAGGCAGAUACAACAUCACUAUUCACUGGCAUGGAGUCAAGCAACCGAGGAAUCCAUGGUCUGAUGGUCCUGAAUACAUCACACAAUGUGGUAUUCAACCGGGUGGGAGUUUCAGGCAGAAGAUCAUAUUUUCUGUUGAGGAAGGAACCCUUUGGUGGCACGCUCAUAGUGAUUGGUCCCGGGCGACGGUUCAUGGAGCAAUUAUUGUCUAUCCAAAACCAGGAACUAGCUACCCUUUUCCCAAGCCCUAUGCUGAAGUUCCCAUAAUAUUAGGUGAGUGGUGGAAAAGUGAUGUAAUGGAGGUACUUGAUGAAUUUGUUAGAACCGGAGGAACUCCCAAUGUUUCUGAUGCUUACACCAUCAAUGGUCAACCAGGAGACCUCUAUCCUUGCUCAAAAUCAGAAACAUUCAAACUCUCUGUGGACCAAAACAAGACCCAUCUGCUCCGAAUAGUCAACGCUGCCAUGAACAGCAUCCUUUUCUUCUCAGUCGCAAACCAUAACCUGACGGUGGUCGCAGCAGACGCAGCCUACACCGCGCCAAUCUCAACACCCUACAUCACAAUAUCUCCUGGACAAACCAUUGAUGCCCUGUUGUUCACAGACCAACAACCUGGUCGUUAUUACAUGGCUGCUAGGGCUUACCAAGGUAACCUAGCGAUUGGUUUUGACAACACCACAACCACAUCAAUAGUUGAAUACAAAGAUGGCAAUGGAAAUGGUAAAACUGCUCCAUUUCCCUACCUUCCUUACUAUAACAACACGAAUGCAGCCUUUGGCUUUUUCAAUAGACUUAAAAGCCUAGCCAUUAACCAAACCGAUGUCGUAAAAACCACCACCACUCGAAUGGUUUCAACAGUAUCGGUGAACACAUUCCCUUGCCUUGGAAAUCAAACCUGUGAAGGACCCAAUGGGACGCGAUUAGCUGCCAGUAUGAACAACAUAAGCUUUGUGGAUCCGAGAGUAGAUAUAUUACAAGCUUACUAUUACUAUAUCAACGGGGUUUAUAAAGAGGGUUUCCCAGAUUUUCCACCGUUGAUUUUUAACUUCACAGCUGAGGACUUCCCUCUGAUAUUGGAAAUACCAGAGAGGGACACAAAGGUGAAGGUUUUGGAAUAUGGAUCGGAUGUGGAAAUUGUUUUUCAAAACACAAAUUUAGUGGCUGGGAUAGAUCAUCCCAUGCAUCUUCAUGGCCAUAGCUUCCACAUUGUUGGAACUGGCUUUGGGAAUUUUGAUGUAAAAAAGGACCCAUUGAGCUUCAAUCUUGUUGAUCCUCCUCUUAGGAACACAGUUACUGUGCCCUUAAGUGGAUGGGCCGCUGUCAGAUUCAAGGCCAGAAAUCCUGGAGUGUGGUAUUUACACUGUCAUCUUGAACGUCACCUAACAUGGGGAAUGGACACCGUCUUCAUCGUAAAGAAUGGAAAACACCCAAAUGAAACGUUGCCGCCCCCUCCACCAGACAUGCCGCCGUGUUGAAAAUUUGGCUAAACUAGCUUAAUUACUAGUGUCUCCAUGGUCAUGCAUGGUGUAGUAUAUAUCAGCUGAGCAAUGAAAUAUGAUGUUAUAUAAAUAAUAACGUAUUAUUUAAGGAUGAAGGCGAUGCUGAAGAAAGAUGGCAGAGUAGCAAACAACCAACAUCAAUGUUGCAUACUUGUAACAAGAGAUGUGCAUAUAUGCCUUUACUUCAAACAGUCAAAGGAACCAUGGAUCGAGGUUAGCCGCGAAAAGAGUAGUUUUAUAUACAUCCCUCUAAAUGUUAAAUACACAUCUCUGUUUUUGGAAAUUCUCAUACCAUGUUCACAACUAAGGCCUAAGAAAGAACUAAUUAUAUAUAGACAUAAUCAUUGGCGAAGAGAUUUUCGUUGAUAUGAGUUUUGUCAUCAAUCUCGUAUCGCCAAAUCCAGUCCUUUUUCGCCGGAGCAUUAAUUAUAUAUACAUACAUACACCCUCAAGAACAAAUCCUCAAGGAACGAACAGCUCACAGGAGAGCAGAGGAGCAUCCACUAUGGUGAGCCCCAUGUCUAGAGAUGAAGCAAAACUAGCAAUAAAAUCAGCAACAAAGUUUCGCUGGCUGUAGAUUUGUGACUCACACUAAAGCACCAAUCUUUGUGAAGUAGAGCUUGACAAGCCUUGAUUAUUGUGGCAAGUGAAGACAGAGGCAAUGAACAGAUUCAAGAGAUAGUAGCAGCCGAGCACGAUUGUACUUGUACUUUUGGGUAACCCGGAUCUUAUGUCAGUUGAAGGCCAUAAAGAACACCCCAAAGUUCCACUGUGACUAGUGGCGGAUUUAGGAACCGAUUCUUGUCUAGGCUAAUUAGAAGUGCACAAAAAUUUGAUCAAGCACCUCUAGAGACUAGAGCAUGCCGUGAAUUCCAUCCAAACGCAGCAGCAAUAUGUCUGCCUACAACAAAACCACAAACCGACCAGAUGAUUUCAAAGAUUAGAGCUUUUCAGAUUAAACCUACAAACCCAACAAUUGGGCUUCAAGAUUGUUGCCAGAAAUUUAGCGUAGAUUCAUGGGAUUUCCUCAAAUCCGAAUUUAAAUGAUCCCCAUGAAGAUGAAAGAUAGAGUUUCUGUACCUGUGAAUCUAUGACCCCCAAAUAGGACUUUAAAUCUCUAAAUUACCGGGGCGGCUCGGGGUCGUUGCCGGACAUCAUGGACUCACGGUGAUUUCCUUCGGGAGUUUGUGGGUUCAAGCGUUCAAUCGUUCAACUAAGCAAGUAAGCAGCAACUGACCUGCUGUGUCGUACUGCUGUUGAGGACUCGGUGGAGUAGCUCCAGAUAAUUUUUUUUUUCUUCUUCUUUGGGCUAUUAUGGGCAGAAGGGAAAUAUACAUAUACUUAUGACUUUUUGGGCAAAAAUCUUAUCUAGGCUACAGCCCAGACAGCCUACCAUCUGGCUACGCCCUAGACUGUGACUCCUGUGGGUAUUAAUUUGUAUUAGUAUUAUGUUCAAAUAAAUCCUUAUUUGUGUGUGUGGCCCAAACUCUAGGUU
Molecule: messenger RNA, 3263 nt
Organism: Rosa chinensis
Lineage: Eukaryota; Viridiplantae; Streptophyta; Magnoliopsida; Rosales; Rosaceae
Product: laccase-15
Exons: 7
Coding region: 47-1744 (565 amino acids)
Biological process (GO): lignin catabolic process
Cellular component (GO): apoplast
Molecular function (GO): hydroquinone:oxygen oxidoreductase activity; copper ion binding
Source: RefSeq, a predicted model, not a curated record